This is a messenger RNA of Camelus dromedarius (Arabian camel), 5764 nucleotides long. RefSeq names its product transmembrane protein 200C (gene TMEM200C). Lineage: Eukaryota; Metazoa; Chordata; Mammalia; Artiodactyla; Camelidae. The record is from RefSeq and is a predicted model, not a curated record. The transcript has 2 exons. The coding region runs from base 425 to 2287 and encodes 620 amino acids.
GGCGCUGGGCUGGCCGGGAGCGCCGCGGGAGGGCACGGCGACCAGCAGGGGUGGCGGAGGAGGGGAGAGCGGCUCCAGGCAGGAUGCAGGAUGCGGAGGACCUGACACUUCUUGGAAACUCUUGGAAAUGGCUCCCGCCCUGGCACCGGAGGGGGCUGCGAACCUGGGGCGGGCGCUCGCCCCUGCUGGGCUGCUGAGCCGCACUCGGAUGGAGGGCCCCGAGGCGCUGUCCCUGCGCUCUGCCGUCGGCUCGGGCUGAAAAAGUUUCUCCAUGGUUCCUUUGUGUCGCCCGAGCGCCCGUUCGCCAGCCCUGAGCUGCCCCAGUCUUCCUGGCAGGAGGAAGUGUCGGAGCAGCUAGUGGGCAGCUGGUGCCCCCCUGCACAGGCCACCACCCCAAGGUCUAGCCCCGUUCCACCGGCUCGCCAUGAUCGCCACUGGAGGCCUGCUGAGGAUUUCCGCCAGAAAGCAGGAUCCCCUCCGCCCCCCGAGCCAGGUCCCCAAGCGCAAGCGGAAAGCCAAGAAGAGGCGCAAGAAUGACGUGGUUGUGGUGAAAGGCAAGCUGAAGCUGUGCUCCAUCUCCGGGCUCAUCGCCCUCUGCGGGAUCUUGGUGCUGCUGGUGGGCAUAGCCAUGGCCGUGGUGGGCUACUGGCCCAAGGCCAACGGGACCAACAGGGAGGGAGGUAAGCAGCUGCCGCCCGCGGGCAGCGGCCACCGCGCCCCAACUAUGACCAACAGCAGCAGUGGCAGUAAAAACCGGUCCAGGAACCACGCCGGGAUUCCAGACGGUGUCAAUGCCAGUUCCGUGGGCGCGCCCAGGAGCACGCCUCCAGCGCGGUCCCCCGCCCCCUCUUCGUCGUCGUCGUCCUCCUCCUCCUCGUCAGUGGGUUUCUUCUUCCGCAUCUUCUCUGGCUACCUGCACUCCGACAAGCUCAAGGUCUUUGGACCCCUCAUCAUGGGCAUCGGCAUCUUCCUCUUCAUUUGCGCCAACGCCGUGCUCCAUGAGAACCGGGACAAGAAGACCAAGAUCAUCAACCUGAGGGACCUCUACUCCACUGUCAUCGACGUGCACAGCCUCCGUGCCAAAGACCUGGCGGCUGCCGCGGCCGCCUCCUCGUCCUCCGCUCCCACCGCAGUGCCCCCCGGGGGCGCACCGCUCAACGGCUUCCUCAGCUACGUGCAGGCGCGGGGCCUGGAGCUGAAGCCCGGAGGCUGUGGCAGCGCUGGGGACGCCUUCGGGGCGGCUGCGAUGCUGGCCAGGGGCGCAUGGCCCCACCACGCGGCGCUGGGCGGGGGCGGCGGCGGCGGCGGCGGCGGGACCCGGGGCACCGCGUCCCCGCCGGAUCUGGCCUCCUCCCCGCACUGCUCGCGGGAGCCGCCGAGCCUGGCGGAAGCCGUGUACAGCAUCUACCGCGAGCGCUCGGGCGUGGCCGGCCGUCGCCAGGCAGCCGCCGCCACCGCCGCUACCGUGGCCGCCAGCAGCGGCAGCAGCCCCGCGCCCCACAGCCCACCUGAGAGCUGGGGGCGCCCAAGCACCGCCAGCUCCCUCGUGGGCUCCUCACUGAGCGCCUUGGCACUGCUGCCUCUGCAAGGCGACCGCGACGGGGACGGGGACACAGAGAGCGCGAGCUGCGGCUGGCGGCGGCCGCCUGGGGAGCGCGGCUCCCAGGAGAUCCCGCGGGGCGAGCUCGACCUGAGCUUAACCGAUCUCCGCGGCGCGCGCUGGGCGCCCCGAGAGCUGGAGGAGCCCGCGGGCUCGGCGGUGGCGCGCACCAGCAGGGGGCAGGGCGGCCGCCUGCCCAGGACCGGCAGGUAUGCGGCCCUGCGGCGCCGCAGCACCAGCGGGCUCCCGGACUACCGGGCGCCUCCGAGCCCCGAGCCCCCGCCCGCCUCGCGCAGCGCAGACCUGGACUCGAGCCUUCCGGCCCCAGCUGCCUCCUCCUCGCCCGCUCUGCAACCCCAAUACUCGCCCCUCGCCAGGCCGGACUCACCGAGCUCCCAGUCGGUUGACCUGUCCUGCGGCAAUAAGGGCUACACCCCUCUGCGGGAGGCCGGCACCUCCCUGGAGUCGGCUGUGGACGUGGCAGGCAGUGAAAGUCCGGACGGUGAGGCUGCCACCGCCCAGGGUGAAGAGCAGAGCCCCCGGGAGCAUCCCAGCCACGAACCCCCCACGGCCAAGCCCCCCCAGCCGGUGCAGAGGCAGUUUACGAACAAGGAAAAACUCUUGAUGAUUUCCCGGUCUCACACCUCAGGGGUCGAGGACGGAGAACUGGAAAGUACUGGCAUUUAGGGAAAGAGGGAGGGAGAAGGUAAGACUGAGAAAAUAGCGGAAAUGCUCGCUUGGAUCAGUGAAUUUCACAGUUCCCUCUGUCCUUGUGGACUUGUCCGAGGCAAUCGUCCACUACCCAAAGAGCUGCAGAAUGUUAGUCUUGAAUUGCGUUCACGAGAUUCCUGUAGAUAAAUAACUCCAAGCAAUUUUUUUAAAGCGCAAACUAGUCUUUUAUGUCCGAUGGUGAUUGUAAGUUCUAUGAAAACCAAAUGUAUUAAAAGGUCAGCAAUCUAGUUCAUCAGAUAAAAUUCUCUUAAUUUUCUUAGGAUCAAAAUAAUCUAUUUUUGACAGUAACUGUGCACUUUACUCCAACUUUUUUUUUUAGUUCCCUAAUUUCCCUACCCUGUACUCAGCCACUGGUUUUGCCCAUAGCUGCUUGUGAAUGACAAGCUUUUUUCCUCCUGUGCUUUUGCAGAGCAUAGAAGGGUUUGCCUCAGUUCUCUAAGAACUGAUAUCACUAGAUGAAGUCAAAGCCAAAAGCAUGAGUAUGUCCGGGAAGAGCACUUUCCUUCCCUCACCCCAUUCUGCUCAUCCAACUGCCCAAAAGCCUCUUUAUUUUUUAAAAGGGUAUUUACAUUUUGCUACUAGGGUGUCUACUGGAGACUGGAAGGGGCCAGCAUCUGGGUGGACUGUUACAUUCCUUAAUUCACUCUAGCAAAGUCACAAUACUUUACUGAGUAUUACCACACCUAUAUCAAAAAUAGCAUUAAUAUGAAAAAAUCUUUUUGUAAUAAAAGAAGUUUCCAAACAGUUAAACUUAAUAUUGCCUCAUUGCACUGUGGAACUAAUGCUUCCAACACAUGUAAAGCACUCAACAGUUCAACUGGUAAAUCUAAAAUACUGUGCUAUGACAUUGCUACCGUGAUUGUAGUUACUUUCUCCCAAAGUGCUCAGCACCAUCCUCACUCAAUCAAUAUCAAGAAUAUUUUUAACUUUUGUAUGUAGGGUGGAAUUGGACAUCUGGGAGUUUCUCUUUCAAAUAGAAUGAAACAUUAAAUAAACAGUAAUUUUCUACAGUCCUCCAAGUAUGAAUUUACAGAACAUCAGGCUUAAUAUUCUGUUUUCAUCCUCUUGGAGUUGACUAUUUGCUUUUUGCUUUUAAAUUCUUGAUCUUGAAUCCACGGCCUACAUAGGCUAACAGGUAAUGUUUUCAUAAUGUGGUAGAUUGUUUACACUUGAUUUUGUUAAAACUCAGUUCAUUUUCAGGCACAGUAGACAAACACAGUAAUUAGUGUUCCAUUCUGAUGUCGUUUUCCUCUGAGUUUGAACUGAGCACCGUGGGAAUGGUGUUACUUGCUCUCGGCCAUUUGGACACAAGUUCUCCAGUUAAGCACAACUGAGGCUAUCUUUGCAGGAGGUUGAAAUACUGUUUUUCAAGGAAAAUCAGUCAAAGAUGUGGUCACAUUGGUCCCCAUGGUGAAGCAGUGGGCGCAGUGGAAAGAGUGCAGAUUUAAGAGUAAGAUGACCCCAGCUUUUGGCAUCUGCUAGCUGUGUAGCCAUGAACAACUCACAGCUUCCCAGUCUCAGUGACCCAAUAAAUUUAGGGUAUUUGUUUUUCUUGGAUAUAGUCAUAUCAUAUUUGUACACACAACUUGCAGAGUGAAUACAUUACUUCAUAAAUUACUGUAUAGUGUAACAUUCUGUAAUCAAUUUUUAAAGGAUCUAAUUUAUUCCCAGAUUGGAUUUUCAUUAAGCUAAUAAUUCACUUUAAAGCUGUGGAUUAAUUUAUCUGGCUCUUCUAUAUAUCAAAAGUGAGUUUCCACUAGUAAGAGUGACAAGCCAAGUAUAAUCAGACCUCCAAGUAGUGUUAAAUUUCAACUCACAAUUGUUUUAUCACACUUAUAAAAAUAUUCCAAGUUUUUCUUCUCCAUUACCUUGCAUACUGGGCAACUUAUAUACUGAGACAGUCUGAUGAGCUGUUUAAAAUGAAAAACAGGUUCUAGUGCUCUAAAAUGCUGUUACUAGUCAUCAGAGAAUGCACUGUAAGACUUUUAGCAAAUAAUGAAGCCGGUACCUCUCAGUUUAACUAAAGAGUGGCGUGCAGAAUAUACCUUACGAACUUAAGAAAAUUCAGUCCAACUUAUUGAUUCAACUUAACAAUGCCGAUUGCCUCAUUGUAUUAAUCAGAUUAAAUAAAAACUUCUAGCUCACACUGAUCCCCUUCUGGGAGCCUCUGACCCCCAAGUCCCCGCCCGCCUAGCGCAGCACAACCUGGACUUGAGCCUUCCAACUCAGGCCUCCUGAAAUUAAGUAACUUCGGAAAACUAAUUCAGCUCAGUAUCAAGUCCCAUCUAUCUUAACCACUGAGCAAUUCAACUAGAUUUGUUUCCCCUGAAGGUAAAAGAUGAGCCCAAAUCUUGGAAGGAGCUGGGCUUUCAUCAGACCUCAGACGGAAUCCUCUGCAGUUACCACUGUAGUAACUCACAGUCCUUCCCUUUCAUAGGAGCAGAGAUCUUCUACAAUAAUAAGGCUGGACUUUUACUCACUGCUCACUGUGGGCCAAGUGCUGUUCCACGUGCUGUAUACAUAUUAUCUCAAUGACUCUUCAUUCAAUCCUCACUCAACUCUGUUGAGGUGGGGUUGUUAUUAUCUCCACUUUCCAGACAGAGACACUGAGGUCAGAACAAUGGAGCCCUUGUCUGGGUUACACAGCCAUUAAAUGGUAGAGCCAGGAUUUACACAGAGCUGGGGAUUAUCUGUACCCACUGGCAGAUGCUGAGCUGAAGCUGACAUUUCUGGAGACCAUCAAAAUAUUUUCUACAUUUUUAGAGUCCUGCAGAAUCCUUUUCUAGAAACCAUUCUUCGGGCUAUUCGGAGAAGUGUUAGAAUGCACAGCCAGUUAAAAGCUGGAGUUCGCAUUCAAAUCUUCAGACCAGCAUAAACAAGGUUUUUUUCAAUGUCACUUUGCAGGGUUUGUGGGAGAUCAUAAUCAACCCCUGUCCUUUAUCAGUGAGGUUGCUAAGAAUUAGAAAGAUGGAAUAAUUCGUUCAAAGGCGAACAGCAACAGCCGGACUAGAAUGUUAAAACAGUGACAACAAUUGGCACACGCACCCUCACCCUGAAUUUCUCUCAUUCUAGCUGGGUGACCAUGGGCAAGCUACUCAACCUCUCUGUGUCUCAAUUUCCUUUCCCACACAAUGGUAAUAAUAAUGUGCCUAUCGCACAGGACCGGCGCAAAGACCAAAUGAAUUCAUACCUGUAUAGAAUGCGUACAAUGAGUAGAAAGUGUUCUUUAAAGUUGUUUUUGUUUUCUUUAAAAUACAAUCAACUGCUAAACAGAAUCAUUUCGUGUGGCCUGCCUUUUUAAUAACAGAAUAAUGUGGGGUUUAAAAUCUAGAGUUUAAGGCAAUAGAGCCUGACUGGGUGGGGUUUUGGAACCCUGGACCUGGGUUUCCACAUCUUGGUAAGUGGAGACAAUAAAGAGCAUCUGACUCAUGG